Messenger RNA from Lonchura striata (white-rumped munia), 1116 nucleotides. Its product is annotated as putative G protein-coupled receptor 141. Gene Ontology annotation, biological process: G protein-coupled receptor signaling pathway. The record is from RefSeq and is a predicted model, not a curated record. Lineage: Eukaryota; Metazoa; Chordata; Aves; Passeriformes; Estrildidae. Gene Ontology annotation, cellular component: membrane. Gene Ontology annotation, molecular function: G protein-coupled receptor activity; oxysterol binding.
UGGUCAAACAGGUCAAAGGCUGUCUUUUUCACUCUGCUUAUGCACGCCAUAUGCUACAGCUGCAUGAAAUGACACAUUUCAGGGUGGAGUCACAAAAAGAAGAGAUUAUAAGUUAUCUUCAAAAGAGGAGCUUAUGAGGAUGCUUAACAGCUGCAUAACCCAAACCCAACAGAACCACUCCUCCAAUGACACAGUGAUGAACUCCUCAGAGAAACUCCACACUCUUCUGAUAGUCCUAUACAUCAUCAACCUGGUUGGCGGCACCCUCGGGGUCAUCAUGAUGUCCCAGCAGUUGUUUCAAAGGAGAUCACAAUCUGUGAUGACCAUUAUGAUCAUCAGCCUCCUGGUGCUGCACAGCUUCAUGCUCCUCAGCAUACCCUUCCGCCUCAGCUACUACAUUCUGGGGGAGUGGAAAUUCGGGCGGUUCGCCUGCAGGCUGGCGAGCGCCAUCAUCUACCUGCACAUGUACGCCACCUUUGCCUUUUACGUGGCCAUCAUCAUAGCCCGCCUGCUCCACCUGGAGUUUCGGAAGUGCUGCACCGUGGCCUGGGUGGGGGCUGUCUGGCUGCUGGGAGCGCUGGUGGUCACACCCGUUCUCCUCUCCUACUAUGGCACCUCGAGGACGUACCGCUCCUCCGAGUGCUUCCAGUUCCACAGGGACCUGCAGCAGGCUCACAUGGUGAUCGCCAACUACUGCCUGGUUGGGAUUUUGGUGGUGGUGUGUGCUGCGCUCACCGCAAUCCAGCUGGCUGUGAUCUACAGAGUAGCCAUGAAAUACUGGCCUGACAUUAACUCUCACGUGGAAUUCAGGGCUCAGACAAAGAGUUUCUUCUUCAUCUUGGUAACAUUAGUCUGCUUUAUGCCUCAUCAUGUAUUCAGAGUAUAUUACAUCCAAAACUAUGACCUUGACAAAGACCACAAACUGCUCCUAUACAAUGAGGUAUUUUUAGCUUUAACAACAAUGUGCUGCCUGGAUAUGUUGUGUUUCAUAGCAGGAAUAGCCCACUGAACUGUGAGCUACCAAAAAGUCCAGCUGCAGUGUGUCAGUACUGGCUUUUGAGAGAAAACUGUGUUGGAAUUUUCCUGAGCUAGGAAGACUGGUGAGUUUAUGGCAUG